This is a messenger RNA of Colletotrichum costaricense, 234 nucleotides long. RefSeq lists its product as uncharacterized. The coding region runs from base 1 to 234 and encodes 77 amino acids. The transcript has 3 exons. NCBI's taxonomy places the organism in Eukaryota, Fungi, Ascomycota, Sordariomycetes, Glomerellales, Glomerellaceae. The record is from RefSeq and is a predicted model, not a curated record.
AUGAGGUACUUUGCAAUACCUCGCUUGACUAGCACCGGUCCAGGCAAGCUUUCCAUACACGACAAUGAGGACUGGAUCCGGGGACAGGCGGGGAAAAUGCCGAAGCUGAAACAAUCCGAAGUCGUCGAUGUUCUCGGUGAACGAAACAGUGUCAUCGGAGUUGAUGCGAAAAAGGAGGCCAGCAUCGAAGGUCUGAGUGAGCAUGGACACGAGCUCGAUAAUGGACCAAGGUAG